AUGACCUCCGCUGCUCGAAUCGGCGAGCGGCGCUCGUAUGACGGCGCUCUCUGCACUGUCCGGUACAUUGGCGAAGUAGCGGGCACAACAGGCUCAUGGUUGGGCGUGGAGUGGGAUGACCCCUCGCGGGGUAAACACGAUGGACAGCACAAAGGGGUCAAAUAUUUCUCAUGCAAAUCCAAAUCCGCUACGGCCGCAUCCUUCGUCCGCCCCACGCGUCUGGCAGAUGCACGCCAGGACUUUCUCUCGGCGCUACAUCUCAAGUAUGCGACCGACCCGACCACAGAGAAGAACCCUCCUAAGCAGAUCGUCUUCUCCGGCAAGGUUGCAGAGGAGGUCGGCUUCGAGAAGAUCCGGCGCAAGCAGGCCCAGCUCGAUGAGCUGCAGUUUGUCAUCCUGGACGGCGCCCAAAUCGCCUGUGCCUAUGCGUCGCAGAGUGUUGCGGCUGGCGACGGCGCGAAGGAUGGCCGGCAAUCUAUCGGGCAGGUCUGCCCCAAGGUCAGAGAGCUGGAUCUGAGCAGGAACCUGUUUGAGCGGUUUGGCCCUGUUGUGGAAAUCUGCUCGGAACUGCCGCUGUUGAGGGUUCUGAGGGUCAACGGAAACCGGUUUCAGUAUGUUCCAGAAGACGAGACUCUGGCCUCAGCCGAUGGCGUGUUCGACGGUGUGACGGAGCUGGCCCUAGAGGACACCCUCCUCGGGUGGCAGGAAGUGUGCCACAUCGCGGCCAAGUUCCCGUCGCUGACCACGCUCCAUACCGGCUCCAACCAGCUUUCGGCCCUGACGCCCGUCCCCGCCGCCUCGUUCACGUCCACCCUGGUGUCUCUCCACCUCGAGUUCAACGACUUUUCCUCCCUCGUAGACAUCGCCCCUCUUGCGGCUAUCUCCAGUCUCCGCAACCUCAAUCUCAAACUCAAUCACAUCUCCCACAUCACCCCCCCCCCGCCUUCUCACACAACAACAGCAACCCCGGGCCCCAUCUUCGGGCCCAACCUCCACUACAUAGACCUCUCCUACAACAAUGUCAGUUCCUGGUCUUUCAUCGACGCCCUCCCGGCAUCCUUCCCGGGCCUCACUUCCCUCCGCUUCACGCACAACCCCAUCUACGACGACCCGGACCUCGACAACCCUGAGUCCGUCCCCACCACCACCACCACCACCACCCCCCCCAAGAGCCAAGGACAGAAAGGAGGCAUCUCAAAGACAGAUGAAAGCUACAUGCUGGUCGUCGCCCGCAUGGGCCCGCAGCUCAGAACCCUCAACUUCAGCGCCAUCACCCCGGCCGACCGCGCCGACGCUGACAUGUUUUACCUGUCGCGCAUCGCGCGGCAGCUGGCGGCCGUUCCGGAGGGCCCGGCCGAGAAAGAGGUGUUAGCGCGGCAUCGGCGGUGGACUGAGCUGUGCGAGCUGUACGGCGAGCCCGUGGUUGUGCGGCAGAAGAGCGUGGACGUGAAUUUCUUGGAGGCGAGGUUGAUUACGGCUGAGUUUACGUACUGUGAGGAGGAGGAGGACGACGACGACGUGGGUGGUGGUGGUGGUCAGGGGCAGGGGCAGGGGAAGGGGAAGGGGAAACGGAAGGGGCAGGACGUGGAGGGGAAGACGAAGAAGGUGGUAAAGACGGUGCAGAUCCCCAAGUCGUUUGACAUCUAUGCUGUCAAGGGGCUUGUGGGCAAGAUGUUUGGUCUGUCGCCUCUGGGGCUGCGGCUGGUUUGGGAAACGGGCGAGUGGGAUCCUGUGGGCGGGUUUGAUGAAGUGGAUGAGGAGAGCGAGGAGGAGGCGGAGGACCUUGCCGAGGCUGAGCGGGAGCGGAGAGGGGAAGUUGGUGGUGGUUUGGAUCUGGAGGCGUCCGAACUGCAGAAGAAGGGCGGGAGAUGGGUUAAGCGGGAGGUCGAGCUGAAGGACGGGCCGCGGCAAUUUGGGUACUGUGUGGACGGUUUGGAAGCAAAGAUCAGGGUGGAGAGGCGGUGA
Messenger RNA from Chaetomium strumarium, 1965 nucleotides. RefSeq lists its product as uncharacterized. The record is from RefSeq and is a predicted model, not a curated record. The transcript is spliced from 3 exons. Gene Ontology annotation, molecular function: protein binding. Lineage: Eukaryota; Fungi; Ascomycota; Sordariomycetes; Sordariales; Chaetomiaceae. Bases 1 to 1965 code for a protein of 654 amino acids.